AUUUGCUGGCAUUUUACAACACUGCAUGGUACAAUUUAAACGUUUCUAGUCUUUGCGUGCAAUUAAAUGUCUUUUGGCAACAUGAACUCUCACAACAUUAUAAAGGAGCUGCAUGUUAUCCCCACGACAAUCAAAAUCGAUGCACUAAGCUGGCAGCAGGCUGUGCUCAAAGGCGGCGAGCAAAUGAAACUUUAUGCCGAAUUGUGUGCGAAAAUCUUUGAGAGCGAAAAUCAAUUGAACAAUGCGAAAACAUCGCGCAAAUUGCGACAUGCAAAAAAGCGAAUACAUAAACUGUUCAAGCGACUCGAUAAGGCCUACAACCAGAUGAAGCUCGUUCUCGAAACGCUGAGCGAGAUCAGGCUGAGAACAGAGCACAUGUGGAGACGCGUCCGCCUCUGGAACGAUGAUGAGCUGAUCCGGGAGCAUUGCAUUACCUGGGAGCUGACCACGUCCAAGCUGUUGGAAUUUCUGCAGUUUCUAACGCAGCGCUACGACUGCGAGUGGGAAAUCAAGGAAAUGGUCAUGAACGAGCUGGAAAAGUUCCAUAGGUCAACGUCAUGCCACAACCCAAUACUACUCCAAAUACGCCUGAGCCAGUGUUGUAUAACUGACGAAACAAAACAUUCCGAUUUGAAUUGAUUUUCGUUUGUUUUUCUUUUUAUUUUGUGAUGAAUUUGAGCGCAGGCUAAUUGCAUUCUACAGUUCCAUAGGUCAAUUUUAUUCCACAUAUGCCUGAGCCAGUGUUGUAGCAUGCCGCAGAAGCU
Messenger RNA from Drosophila montana, 764 nucleotides. RefSeq lists its product as uncharacterized. The record is from RefSeq and is a predicted model, not a curated record. NCBI's taxonomy places the organism in Eukaryota, Metazoa, Arthropoda, Insecta, Diptera, Drosophilidae. The transcript has 3 exons. The coding region runs from base 67 to 639 and encodes 190 amino acids.